AAAAAAAAAAAACCCCUAAAAAACAAAGAACACAAAAGCUACUAAAUCAAAUGAGGAGACAAAAUUGUCUUCUUGGGUAUGUGCUUUGCUCUGUUACAAUCAAUGAAAGAACUAAGGUGAGUUCGUGAAUCCAUUAUUCUAUGUACAUGUUCAUGAAUAAUGAAAGUUGGAGUAGAUUAGAUCAUUAAUCAAUUUAGAAUUUUUUCUUUUUCAUAGGCAUACAGGAAACUAUUUUCUGUCAUUAUCUCUUCCUCUGUUUUAUUUUACCAUCCCCUGUUUUUCUGUAUGCCACAUUUUCUUUCAUUUUCUCUCAAACUUUCUCACCCUCUUUCUCAAUUCCCUCAAAAGGAUAUUCCCAAAUAGCUAUGAUCUUCAAUACCCAUAUCUUAUUUUUUCUCUUUUCCUUUUCAUUCGUCUCUAAUAUCCUCCACUCAUCCAGCAAAACCUCAAAAUCAAAUUCCGAUUCCUUUGUGCUGGCUUGCGGUGGUUCUAGCGACGCCACCGAUGCCAAUGGCCGGAAUUGGGCUCCAGAUUCCAAAUUCCUCGCCUCUCCGUCGAAUUCAAUGACUGCCUCAGCUCAAUCCCAAGACCCUUCACUACCUUCCUCAAUUCCAUACAUGACUGCUAGAAUUUUCACAUCUUCAGCUACAUACAAAUUCUCACUUUCUUCCAAAAAUCGACAUUGGGUUCGACUCCAUUUCUACCCAUCUUCUUACACCGAUUUCAGUGCUGCCGAAUCCUAUUUCUCUUUAACUGCCAACGAGUUCAUUCUUCUGAGAAAUUUCAGUGCCUUAAUCACAGCCCAAGCCCUCACACAAGCUUAUAUAAUCAAGGAAUUCUCUCUCACACCGAUCCAAUCAGGCUCUCUCAAUCUCACUUUCACACCUUCUUCUACUCACAAAGGUUCAUUAGCCUUUGUUAAUGGAAUUGAGGUCAUUUCAAUGCCAGAAAUUUUUCAACAAGCAACUAUGGUUGGGUUUUCAGACCAGUCUUUAGAAACAGAGUACUCUGUUUUUCAGACAAUGUUUAGGUUAAAUGUUGGAGGACAGUUCAUACCAGAAGCCAAUGACUCGGGGCUUACACGAACAUGGUACGAUGAUUCGCCAUACUUGUUCGGUGCAGCCUUCGGUGUCUCUUCUGAAGCAGAUAAAAAUGUCUCAAUCAAAUACCCUUCUAGGGAAGCAGAGUAUAUUGCCCCUGUUGAUGUGUAUAAAACAGCAAGAACAAUGGGUCCAAAUCCAAAAAUUAAUGUGAAUUUCAAUCUCACAUGGGUAUUCCAAAUUGAUGCAAAUUUCACAUACCUAGUGAGGCUCCAUUUUUGUGAAUAUCAGCUUUCGAAGGCGAAUCAGAGGGUGUUUGAUAUUUUCAUCAACAACCAAACAGCCCAACAAUCCGCGGAUGUGAUGGCAUGGGCGGAUUCAAAGAAAGGAGUGCCGGUCUACAAAGAUUUCGUGAUGUACGUUAAGGAUGAUGGGAAUGGUGAUGGCGAAUUGUGGGUGGCAUUGCACCCUUCUGUAUCUAUGAAGCCCGAAUACUACGAUGCGAUUCUCAAUGGAUUGGAGGUUUUUAAGGUUAAUGACACAAGGGGGAACUUGGCGGGCCCAAAUCCCAAGCCAUCAUGGCUUCAACAAAAGGCCAUCUCUGAUCAACAAUCGCGGAGUUUUGGACCAUCACAAUCUAAUAAACGUGCCAGGGUAAUUGGUGGGGUGGUUGGAGGGUUGGGUAGUUUUGUUUUGAUAGUUGGAGUGUUGGUUUUUCUCAAUCGUAGGAAGUGUAAAACCGGUACAAGAAAUACUAACACAGCCAGUUGGUUGCCACUUUAUGGUAGCUCGCGGUCAUCAGGAACCACCAAAAGUAGUGGUAGUAGUCGCUUUUCAACACUUGAUGGAGGCUUUUGUCGACAUUUCUCCUUAGGAGAGAUAAAAUCCGCCACAAAAAACUUUGAUGAGUCUCAAGUUAUCGGAGUUGGAGGGUUUGGAAAGGUGUACGAAGGGGUUGUUGAUGGAGGGACUAAAGUUGCAAUUAAGAGGUCUAACCCAUCUUCGGAACAAGGAGUUCAUGAGUUCCAAACUGAAAUCGAUUUGCUUUCAAAGCUUAGACACCGGCAUUUAGUCUCUCUAAUUGGGGCUUGCAAAGAAAAUGAUGAGAUGAUCUUGGUCUAUGACUACAUGGCUAAUGGAACCCUAAGAGAGCAUCUCUAUAAGACCAACAAACCUCCUUUGUCAUGGAAGCAAAGGUUAGAGAUCUGCAUUGGCGCUGCAAGGGGAAUUCACUAUCUCCACACCGGAGCUAAGUACACCAUCAUUCACCGGGAUGUGAAAACCACAAACAUUCUUUUGGACGAGAAGUGGGUUGCAAAAGUCUCAGACUUUGGGCUCUCAAAAACCGGGCCUACUCUCAACCAAACCCAUGUUAGUACCGUGGUAAAGGGUAGUUUCGGGUACUUAGAUCCAGAGUACUUCCGAAGGCAACAGUUGACAGACAAGUCCGAUGUGUACUCAUUUGGGGUAGUCCUUUUCGAAGUAUUGUGUGGGAGGGCGGCUCUUAACCCUAGCCUUUCUAAGGAACAAGUUAGCCUUGCAGAUUGGGCACGGAACAACUUUAGAAAAGGAACUAUGGAUAGCAUCAUUGACCAGCAUAUUAAGGGAGAGAUUAGCCUCGAGUGCUCUAAAAAGUUCUCGGAGACAGCUAUGAAGUGUUUGUCGGAUCAAGGGAUUGAUCGCCCAUCGAUGGGUGCUGUUUUGUGGAACCUUGAGUUUGCGCUCCAGUUGCAGGACAAUCCUGAUGGACCAAAUGUAAUGGCAGAACAAAAGGCCAAUGAUGCUUUUGUUGUGCAUACGACAUUGUUUAACAUCGAAGAAGAGGCCGAGGAGACUGAUGAUAGUAGCAAUGUAAUCUUCUCACAGAUAGUGAAUCCACAGGGAAGAUGAGAUGUAACAUUGUUGUUUAUUCGAAUGUACAUAAAAAAAUAGUUGAAGAAGCUUGA
Messenger RNA from Camellia sinensis, 2986 nucleotides. The record is from RefSeq and is a predicted model, not a curated record. Lineage: Eukaryota; Viridiplantae; Streptophyta; Magnoliopsida; Ericales; Theaceae.